UUCCUAGCAGCUCGUUCUGCUUGUUGGUUACGUUGUAUCAAUCUCCAGUAUAGGAGGGUACUAACAACCAGCAAGAUACAGAUACAUAGAAAGCAGAGGAAUUAACCCAGGGAGGAAAUCUGUUCAAUGUUGGAUUUACUGUACAGGAGACCAAAGGGAAAUAUUAAAUCCUUGAAUGGUUCGAGAUUUAACCUAAAAAUGACCGCCCGAGCCGGUAUUUUCGAUUUGGAACGGGAUCUCAAAGUGUGAUGGCAGCAGUCCAGUGAAUUGCUGGCCUCUCCUUUUCCUUGCCGUUGGAUUUCUUGGGGAGUGCAUUGGUCUGUGGUUAUUUUGACAGAUUUUUGUUGUCAUUCUCGUCAAUUACUUUUACUCUUUCUAUCUAUGGAGUGUACGUAAUCCGUCGUUGUACUGGGGUUUUCACACGGGGGCAAAAUGUGGGUAAAUAGGAAGGGGAUACCUAGACCCUAAGGAUUCUCUCAACCCAGUCCCCCAGCAGUCAGAGAAGGUGGCGGACCUCAUUGAGGCAAACCUGGGCCGUUGGCACUAAAAUGUCCUUAAGUAGUGGCACUGCAGGCGGGAAAGGUGUGGACUCGAAUGCGGUGGACACUUACGACAGCGGUGAUGAGUGGGACAUCGGUGUAGGAAAUCUGAUUAUCGACCUUGACGCUGACUUAGAAAAGGACAAACUUGAGAUGUCUGGAACCAAGGACGGAGGGGGUAUGACGGCUCCGCCCACUGCUGUUGCAGCUUUGCCUGACAACAUCCGAUUUGUUAGUCCUGUACCUGGCCCUCAAGGCAAGGAGAGUAAAUCUAAAUCCAAACGCAGCAAAAACUCUAAAGACAAUAGUAGCAAGGUCUCAGCUGGAGAUGGGACCAAGAAAGAAGGGCAGACGCGAACCCAAGGGGAACCAACCAACACUGGUGCUACUGCAGGAGCCACUAGCAACAAUUCCACUACUGGCAAAGGAAUGGAGAAGGGUGGCAAAGUCUCUCGGAACAGUGGUAAAAAAGACAAGGAAGGGGCAAGUGGGAAAAGUAAGAAGGAGAAAAGCGAGGGAGUGCCAGUGGUGGUAAUAGCUGCCACUGAAAAGGAGGUGGUUUCUCAAGUAGCUUUGGGGGUUAACCGUAGUGCCCCCUUUGAGAACACACAAUCUACAGACUUGGUAGGGGACGAUCAGUUGGGGAAUAUUGCACUCGAGUCUGUUGGGAUUGUUCCAGCAUUGACAAUUAAAACUGAACCACAGGAGCUGGACAAUAUAGAAUGCAGAACAUUGAAGAAAGUGAAAAAUGAAAAGAUGGAAUCUCCUGUCUCCACACCGGCCCCUCCCGCCCUCCACCUCCUGGCCGCCGUGGGCGACAACAUCGCGUCCCCGUGCGAGCAGAUAAUGGUGCGCACGCGCUCGGUGGCGUCCAACACAUCAGACGCGUCCCUGGCCACGGAGCCCGAUUGCCUUGGUCCCUGCGAGCCCGGGACUAGCGUCAACCUGGAGGGCAUUGUGUGGCAAGAGACCGAAGACGGCAUGCUGGUGGUGAAUGUGACCUGGAGGAACAAGAGCUACGUCGGCACCCUGUUGGACUGUACUCGACAUGAUUGGGCACCUCCCAGGUUCUGUGAGUCUCCCACCAGUGACUUGGAGAUGAGGAAUGGCCGGGGCCGGGGCAAGAGGAUGAGGCCCAACAGCAACACACCCGUCAACGAGAACAGCAACUCGUCGGACAACAAGGGCAGCGGCACCAGCAAGACACGUGCUGCCAACAACAACAGUAAGGGUCGGCGGGGCAGCCAGACGUCGUCGGAGCGCCGCACGCCACCCAACAGCAACACAGAGGAUGUCAAGGCCAGCCCCUCAUCGGCCAGCAAGCGCAAGUCCAAACCUGCCUCAGACAUGGAGCCCAACUCCAGCUCUGAGGACACCAAAGGCAACAAGCGCAUGCGGACCAACUCCAACAGCGGAGGAGGAGGGGCGCUUCCCCCUGUCCCUCCCCCCAUCCCCUCAAUUAAAACUGAGCCCCAGCCCCCGACACUCGACCGCAACUGUCCCUCGCCGGUCCUCAUCGACUGCCCGCACCCCGGCUGCAACAAGAAGUACAAGCACAUCAACGGCCUCAAGUACCACCAGGCCCGCGCCCACAACGACGACGACGACAUCAAGCUGGACCUGGAUGGGGACAGUGAAUACGGGGAGGACUCCACGCUUCACCCUGAGCCGGGGAACUGCAACGGGGCCUCCAGUUCUCACAAAGGCUGUCUGUCUCCCGCACGGUCUGUCACCCCCAAAGGAAGGGGCUUUGACUGCCAGAGUCCGUCUCCUUCCCCGGGCAAGUUUGGUUCCAAACAGAGUAAAAAGAAAGGUGGCGACGCUGACCCUGAAGCAAGCGGCAUACCGAUGGAAGGCUGUGACGACGGGCCCUGUCUCACCGAUGAGGCCAGCAACGACGGCAUGGAAAAGUCCAAGUCCCACAAAAAGUCCAAGACCGACAAACUAUCUCAGAAGAACAUGAAGUCAUCGUCCCGGCCUGUACCCCCAGGGAGCGUAGCUUCCCAGCAGCUCUACUCCCUACAGGCUGCCUCUUUCCCUGCCGGGGGGAACCCCAAUGCUUCUCUAGGGAUCCCCCCUAUGAUACAGGGCAUCCCCAAAAGCCCCCAGAUGAAGGGCACCCAGCCCAUCAAACCCCCCGCCGUGAUGGGAGACCCUGUCGCGCUGAACCCUGUCACGCUGAACCCUGCUUCCGGUGCCUCAAAAGAAAAGAAGAAGAAGGAGAAGAAGAAGAGAGACAGCAGGAAGGAGGCAGAGAGCCCUAAGCCUCUGGGGAAAGGGGGGAAACCAGAAGAGGGCAAGAGUCCCUACUCUGAGUCCUCAGAGCCAGGAAAAGGUGACGGGCUACUUAACGGCUCCUCGGACCCCCACCAGAGCCGUCUUGCCAGCAUCAAGGCAGAGGCGGAUAAGAUCUACAGCUUCACCGACAACGCCCCCAGUCUGUCCAUAGGGGUGGCCAGCCGGAUAGAGGGCACGGGAAUGCCUCAGCCACUCACGCCCCUCCACGUGGUCACCCAGAAUGGUGGCGGAGCCGACAACUCCUCGGUCAAGACCAACAGCCCGGCGUACUCGGACAUCUCGGACGCAGGGGAGGACGGCGAGGGCAGACUUGUGGAAGGGGUGAAGGUCAAGGUGGAGGACCAAGGUAUCAGAGAAGGAGCAAAGAAAGCCUUGUUUCCCAGCCAGACGCCCAACAAGGAGUCUCCGUACUAUGCCGGCUAUGAGGCCUACUACUCGCCCAACUACACCUGCCCCAGCCCCGGUGCCGCCAACCCGGGCAUGCCGCACACCGGAAGUCCGGCAUUGAAAGUGAAGCGUGAGGACGAACAGGAGAAUGUGGAAGACAAGGUCAAAGUGGAGCCUCACGAAGAUCGCAAAGCCGAGAUGAACGCCUCCAGUCAACAACAACAACAACAUCAUCAUCAUCAUCAACAACAACAACAACAACAGCAGCAGCAGCAGCAGCAGCAGUCAGUCAUCCAACAGCGCUCCAACAUGUACAUGCAGCCUCUCUAUUACAACCAGUACUCCUACGUUCCCCCGUACGCCUACCACCCGGACCAGGCCUACCACAACCACCUGCUCAACACCAACCCGGCCUACCGGCACCAGUAUGAGGAGCGCCAGCGCCAGGUGAUCUCUGAGCAGCACCGGGUGGCGGUGGCGGAGAAGAAGAGCUCUGACGCGGCGGCCAUGAAGGAACGCGAGGCCUCCAUGAAGGAGGAGUGGAAGCAGAAGGCCUUGGGGCCGCCCACUCUCUCCAAGGCCCCUGGAAAGACAGACAGCCUGGCCAACAAGACCCAACAGAACCAGGGUAAGACCAGAGACUCUCCAUCGGAGCCCUCCAAGGCCUCCGCCACAGGCCUGAAAGGAGAGGUAUCUAAGUCACAGCAGGCCGAAGGGCUGAAGAUGAAGCUGAGUGAAGGGGGGCACCAUGGGAAGGAGGACUCCAAGCCAAGCCUAGACUCCAGAGCGGGGAUAGAGCAAGCCAUGUGGUACAGACAGCAGACCCAGAUGGAGGACGAGCAGCAACAACCACCACCGCGGUGGAAAGACGAGAGAGACCGAGAGCGAGAGAGAGACCGCGACCGCAAAGGAAAGGACGACAGGCCCAACAGGCCCAAGGAGAGUGGCGGUCCCAAAGAGGAGGAUGGCACUGGUCCGAAAGAGGGCACAGACCCCAGAACGUCUUCUGCUGAGGACCAACGGGCCAUGGGCAAAGACCCUCGCGCCAAUGCCCACAUGCAGUUCUCCUCGGCCCUGGCGCAGCACCAGGGCUACAUGCCCUAUAUGCCUGGUUACCCUUAUGGGCAGGGCUAUGACCCCAGCCACCCCGGGUACAGAGGCAUGCCCACAGUCAUGAUGCAGAAUUACCCAGGUUCCCCCUACCUGCCCGCGGGCUAUCCGUUCUCCCCUUACGGCGGCAAGAUGGCCGGCGGUGAGGAGGAGGCGAGGGGAGGUGACAAGUCGCGCGCCAGCCCCACGGUGAGCGGCAAGGCAGCUUCGGUGGACUCCAAGGCCCUGGACAUCCUGCAGCAGCACGCCAGCCAGUACAAGAGCAAGUCCCCCACGGUGGGCGACAAGCCGUCCCAUGAGAGGGACAGGGGAGAGAGGAGCGGCGGGGAGAGGGAACGAGAGAGGGACAUGGAGCGGCCACGCUCCUCGCCCUCCCAGCGCAUCAUGCCCUCCCAUCACCACCUGGGAUACCCGCUGCUCUCGGGCCAGUAUGAUCUGUCCUACACAACAGGUCUCUCGUCAUCAGCUAUUGUUGCCAGUCAGCAAGCCGCAGCCCCCUCCCUCUACCCCCCGGCGCGGAGAUGAAAACGGGAGACGUGACCGACACCUCGCCACCCUGCAAAGAUUCAUGUGACUGGCUCACAUGAGGAAGCCCUGGGCUCCGAGUCCAUUUUAGACAUCAGUUGAAUGGUGUUUCUAUAUUUGUAGUUCUCUGCCUGAAUGUCCGGCAGAUACAUUUUUUUCUUCUCCUAGCAGCAUCUUUUUCCCUCGUUUCCCUCCUGCCCCACCGUGGACUGGGACUGACCUCAUCCAAGGUUCAAAGCCAUCACUGUCUGCCCAUGUGCACACCUCCGCUGAUAUCUAUUGGUCUUUGCACUGUUGAUGAACGAACACAUGCAAAAAUAGACCAAUUGACUGCCUGAAAAGCUGAAAAGGGGUUCUGACUGCAUAGUUUUUUUUUAGUCCCAUGCAGAACGGGGCUGGGUGGCUGGGGGGGAUGAUGGGGGAGGGGUCAAACUAAAAUAAAGACUGACAAAACUAAACAAGUGAAUCAUGUUGAAAUGUUUGAACUUGCUGUUGUUGACCUGUUGUACCCAGUGUGCCAGUAUAUCCUGACAAUUGUCAUUAGUAGGUUUACUGUGUGUGGUGAAAGGACGCUUGAGGAGAGAGGCUCAACCUCCUCAGACUUCUAUAGGCGUUGAAGGGUUUGUUUUCUCGUCCCUCAACCAGCCAUUUGCUCGCUAAACACCUCUUGGUUCACUCUUCAGGGAUAGACAUAAUUAUUGUGUGAAGGGAACACAUUCACCUCAAUACAGUUCAUGUUUUGUGUUUUCUUGACAUUUGCAUUGUUCAUUUCACGGCAUGAGUGACUUUUCUUUCAGUUAACUUGAUUCCUCCCCACUUCCCAAUCCAUCCUUUAAUGUGUUUUUGAUACGCCAGUCUCACUUCACCCUUUCCAUACACUGAAUCAACCAAAUCACACGCAUACCGUGGCUCACUCUGAUCAAUAUUGCACUGACUGAUGGACAGUUGUAACCAUGGUUUCUGUUCAGAAGUGUAGAGCUGUUUGUUACCUCAGAACACUGGGGAUCAUCUACUGAAGAGGUCGGCCAUUUUCACCUGUCAGCCUACAGUACCUUACUGGUCCUUCAAUCGGCACAGCAAAUGGACCAGCUCGUUAUCCUGUCAAUUUCCAUGGAGGAAGAAUCAAACGACUGAUUGCAGAGGAUGAGGAAGGAUGCACAAUGUAAAGUCAAGGCAUAACCAGGGAGGAGCGAUGCCCGGCUAGACAACACACAACCAACCACGCACAUCUAGCUGCUAGCUCAGAGCGACCCCAUCCCGUCAGCAACACCACUUGUGUGGGCAGCGCUUCACUCCUAUAUAUCCUUGGCUUAGCAACCCUUCCCCUGUGUUACAGUAGUGCAGCACUGAGCCAAUGGGGGAGUCCCAGUAGAUUCAACCAAGCCUGGCCAAUGUCUGGCACUCCUAUCACUGGGUGGCCCUUCAGGUGACAACUGCCAGAGACUGUUACAUGGUCACAUUACAGCUGGGCUCCCCUCAGUAGAGGGACAUCACCUCAUUCAACCCCCUCUCUCUGCCAGUCACCUCAUUCAACCCCCUCUCUCUGCCACUCACCUCAUUCAACUCCCACUCUCUCAGACCAGUGGGGCUUGUAGGGGUUUUGGAGAUGAGGGGGGGUGUAGUCAGACCAGUGGGGCAGUAGGGGUUUUGGAGAUGAGGGGGGAGUGUAGUCUCUCAGACCAGUGGGGCACUAGGUGUUUUGGAGAUGAGGGGGGAGUGUAGUCUCUCAGACCAGUGGGGCACUAGGGGUUUUGGAGAUGAGGGGGGAGUGUCGUCUCUCAGACCAGUGGGGCACUAGGGGUUUUGGAGAUGAGGGGGGAGUGUAGUCUCUCAGACCAGUGGGGCACUAGGGGUUUUGGAGAUGAGGGGGGGGGAGUGUCGUCUCUCAGACCAGUGGGGCACUAGGUGUUUUGGAGAUGGGGGGGGAGUGUCGUCUCUCAGACCAGUGGGGCACUAGGUGUUUUGGAGAUGAGGGGGGAGUGUAGUCUCUCAGACCAGUGGGGCACUAGGUGUUUUGGAGAUGAGGGGGGAGUGUAGUCUCUCAGACCAGUGGGGCACUAGGGGUUUUGGAGAUGAGGGGGGAGUGUCAUCUCUCAGACCUUUGGGGCACUAGGGGUUUUGGAGAUGAGGGGGUGUUAAUCAAAGGUUAUUUAAAAACAGUCACAGUGAUCUUAGAUUUGUUCUUUACCUGUUUAUUUAUUCAAGAACCCUUUUUGGAGAAGAUCUAGGGAUGUUGUCUGGAUUGAAGCAUGGAUGAACUCUUGAGUUGAGAAGCUUAAUUUAACCUUUGUGCCCAUUUAAGCAAGUAGCCAUGAAAUGAUGCCUCCGUAGUGGGAUACAGCACUUAAAACACAACACAAUGUCCUCCCCUCCACUAAUGUAGACUCCUUUCCUAUUCACACAAAGUAGUCGCUAUACAAUGUAUAGAAAAGGCUUCAUAUGGUGUGUGAGCUGGAGUCGUUGAGAGUGAAGCUAAACCAGUCAUUAAAAGUCAAAGAUGUAUAUUUAUUUUUUCAGGGAGGGGUACUUGCGCUAUACAAACGAGGCUUGUUGACAGUCUGCCCUGUAAGAAACUGUGGAAUGUUCCAGAAGUCAACAUACUGCUGGCCAGAACAUUAUCACGAUUGUCAGGUAGCUUUUUUAAAAUUUUACAUUUAGUUCAGUAUUGAAGUACAUAAAUACACCUGGAUUUCACUAACUUGAACCUGCUAGCUUGGUGGUGUAACCCCUUGUUAAGGACUAGGACAGUUAACAUAUUAGUCUCAUUGUGUUGCUAGUUUCUUGUCCUAUAGGACUAGGACAGUUAACAUACUAGUCUCAUUGUGUUGCUAGUUUCUUGUCCUAUAGGACUAGGACAGUUAACAUACUAGUCUCAUUGUGUUGCUAGUUUCUUGUCCUAUAGGACUAGGACAGUUAACAUAUUAGUCUCAUUGUGUUGCUAGUUUCUUGUCCUAUAGGACUAGGACAGUUAACAUAUUAGUCUCAUUGUGUUGCUAGUUUCUUGUCCACAAGUGUCAUGGUUCAUAAAUGGAAUGGUGUUGCGACCUGUAUAUCUGAAUGUGACAGUGUGUUGAGAUGUCCUGUACCACUAAUAUCUACUAGAAAUAUAGACCGCUGUGACGUUGUAUGACGCUUCAGUGGAUUGUCAUUUCUACAUGUCCCAAGCAGAAUGGCUUUCCACUGGAGGAAGAGACCAGUGCAUUGCUCCAAAGGACAGAGAUUUAGACUUGGUAGUAGGUUGAAUAAGAAUCGUAUUGCCUUGGGGGUAUGAUAAAGCCACACAAGCAAAGUACUUACUAUCCAGCAUCCAGCAACUUAAAGGAAAAAGCUCUUGAUUUUGUCUUGUUAUUUUUGGAGGACAUUCUUUGUUAGCUACUCUUUGAUUGAGUAGUUUUUUUGUUCUCCAGAACGGCAGUUGCUUCAGUUGUCUCAAUUGGUGCUUAUAAAAACAUCCUUUAUCCCUGGGAACAAAGACACUCUUUCCGACACUCUUUUUUCUCACCUUCCUCACGGGCCCUCUCCUCACCCUCCUCACGGGCCCUCUCGUCUCCCUCCUCACGGGCCCUCUCGUCUCCCUCCUCACGGGCCCUCUCGUCUCCCUCCUCACCUUCCUCUCGUCUCCCUCCUCACCUUCCUCACUGGCCCUCUCGUCUCCCUCCUCACCUUCCUCACGGGCCCUCGUCUCCCUCCUCACGGGCCCUCUCGUGUCACUCAAAACCCUCAAAGUAUCAGUCACUGGUACUUGCAAGGAUGUUUACAACGGUUUUCAUUUCUAUGGUUGAGCCCUGUCUCCUGUGGUCUCACCCCUUCCCUCCCUCUUCUCCUUCAUCCUCCCCUUCAGGAGUUUAUGUAAAGUGUGCAUUACCACCACGGUUCUUUUUUAUACAAUACUGUAUAAAUUUGGGCGAAAAAUAAAUCUUUUUAUGAGACAAUCAUA
This is a messenger RNA of Oncorhynchus kisutch (coho salmon), 8796 nucleotides long. RefSeq names its product zinc finger protein 609-like. The record is from RefSeq and is a predicted model, not a curated record. The transcript is spliced from 9 exons. Lineage: Eukaryota; Metazoa; Chordata; Actinopteri; Salmoniformes; Salmonidae. Gene Ontology annotation, cellular component: nucleus. The coding region runs from base 549 to 4859 and encodes 1436 amino acids. Gene Ontology annotation, biological process: regulation of transcription by RNA polymerase II.